GUCCAAGAAGAGAGCUGGUGGGGGAGGCGACGAGCCAGCUUUGAUCCGGGAGCUCAUUGCAGUCAUCACGAAGCUCGGUCUGAAGAGCGCGCAGGAGAUAAGGGCCGUCAUGGGCGUCACCUUCGUGUGCUUCUUGUAUGAUGUCACCAUCGAUAUCGCGCAGUCUGUGGCAACCCAGACCACGAAGCAUGCAGACCGCACCAGGGAAGGCCAGGGCACGGCGAAGGAAAUGGAGGCUCACGUCUGCGCCGCGAUCGUUGCCAUCUACGCGAAGAAGCAGGCCAAACGCAUGUGCGGCCAGGCACCCGAGGGCUCUUUUGAGAAGAGGGCGCAGGAUUUCCUGACCCGGCCAGGAAUGGACAAGCAGUGGUUCCGGCAGCGUCUGCCAUCGCAG
This is a messenger RNA of Prorocentrum cordatum, 394 nucleotides long. The record is from the annotation of a GenBank genome assembly. Lineage: Eukaryota; Dinophyceae; Prorocentrales; Prorocentraceae.